AUCCACACUUUUCUGGACUGAAGUUGAGAAUACGCUACCUUCAUUUCAAGGGAUACUACACCAAAAUGGCUGCCAAUAAGGCAUCAAUAGGUGCGAAGACGGUCCUUCCUGUCGGUCACACACAGAAGACAGAAGACAUUCUAGGAAUUACAGUUACAAAGGAGGGCGACUUCUCAUCAUGGUAUCAAGAGGUGGUUCUGAAGUCGGAGAUGAUUGAAUACUACACUGAGAUCUCAGGCUUCUUCAUUAUGCGCCCAAGAUCAAUGUUCAUAUGGGGCGUUAUUCAAAAAUGGUUGACAGAAAAGAUAGAGGAUAUGGGUGUACAAGAAGCUAGCUUCCCUAUGUUCCUAUCAGAAGCAUCCUUGAAGAAAGAGAAGGACCACGUUGAGGGCUUCGCUCCCGAGCUUGCAUGGGUUACAAAGGCUGGUGAAAAAGCCCUUGAAGUUCCAGUUGCAGUCCGCCCAACAAGUGAAGCAGUAAUGUAUCCUUACUACGCAAAAUGGAUUCGAAGCCAUCGCGACCUUCCCUUCCGCCUUAAUCAAUGGAACAGCGUCGUGCGAUGGGAAGCGACGCAAACAACGCCUUUCUUACGCGCGAGAGAAUUCCUCUGGCAAGAAGGCCAUACGGCACACCUGACAGAAGAUCUUGCGGGUGAAGAAGUUUUACACAUCCUCGAACUUUACGCUGGCGUCUACGAAAAGCUGCUGGCUGUCCCAGUUGUCCGGGGUCGUAAGACUGAGAAGGAGAAGUUUGCCGGUGGUUAUUACACGACCACUGUGGAAGGUUAUAUCCCAUCAAAUGGCCGUGGUGUUCAAGGUGGUACUUCACAUUGUCUCGGCCAGAACUUCAGCAAGAUGUUCGACAUCAAAGUUGAAGAUCCAACUCCUAAGACUGAGGAGAACCCAGGCCAUAUCUACGUCUGGCAGAACUCGUGGGGCCUAUCCACACGCGUCAUUGGUGUUAUGGUAAUGAUUCAUGGAGAUGACAAAGGUCUUGUGCUUCCUCCACGUGUUGCGCAAGAUCAAGUCAUCAUAAUUCCUGUUGGCAUCAAGAAGAGCACUACCCCCGAAGAAAAGAGGCGCCAUUAUGAUGAGCUGCACAGCAUGAAGACUGCGCUCAAGAAAACAGGUAUUCGUGCCAACUAUGAUGUUCGGGAGGGGUACACUCCGGCAUGGAAGUUUAACGAUCACGAACUUAAGGGUGUGCCUCUCCGGUUAGAAUAUGGACCUAAGGAUGCCGCUAAGAGUGUGGUAAGCUACACGCGACGAGAUACUGGUGAAAAGGGUACAAUUGCGAUUUCCGAUCUUGCUUCAUCUGUUGGCGACCUCCUCGAGACUAUCCAAAGCGACAUGUACACCAAAGCGGAAUCUGCAUUCCUUUCUCAUCGGAAGGUCAUCACCCACUGGAACGAGGUGGUCCCAGCAUUAGAUGCGAAGAACGUGGUUCUCAUGCCAUUCUGUCUUGCAGAGAAGUGUGAGGAUAAGAUCAAGGACUUAACUAGUCGUGAAGAUACUGCAGCUGAUGGUCUAGCGGAGAAGAAGGCCCCGAGAAUGGGCAUGAAGAGUUUGUGCAUUCCAUUCGAGCAGCCUGGGGGAAUUGUGAAGGGCGAGACGAAGUGUUUGAAUCCAGAGUGUGGUGAGUUCGCGGAAGAAUGGUGCAUGUUCGGAAGGAGCUAUUGAGCAAAGCAAGAUAAAUGUAGGUCAAUAAAUUAUGUAGCGAGAAUGAAAGGUACAGUGGCC
Lindgomyces ingoldianus is the source of this 1739-nucleotide messenger RNA. RefSeq names its product prolyl-tRNA synthetase-like protein. Gene Ontology annotation, biological process: prolyl-tRNA aminoacylation. The transcript has 4 exons. Gene Ontology annotation, molecular function: proline-tRNA ligase activity; ATP binding. The record is from RefSeq and is a predicted model, not a curated record. Lineage: Eukaryota; Fungi; Ascomycota; Dothideomycetes; Pleosporales; Lindgomycetaceae. The coding region runs from base 66 to 1679 and encodes 537 amino acids. Gene Ontology annotation, cellular component: aminoacyl-tRNA synthetase multienzyme complex; cytoplasm.